AUGGAUCUUCAGGGGACAAAAGAGGCCCGGACCCAGGAGGAGGGUGCCGACGGUCCAUUAGACGCCUAUGGAGCUGGGAGCAGUCGCUCAAAUGAUUAUCGCAAGAACGAGAGGCGCGACUCUCAUAGCCAUGACAAACCGUCCAACGUGCGCCCGCUUCGUCGUCGGCAAUCACCCUUCACAUACCCGCCAGGAACCCGCCAACCUGCCUCCUCGUCCUCCACAACUUCGCGAAGAGAAUCCUCACCAUCCCCAGAAGCGACUGCAAUUCCAAAGGCCCUAGGGUUAAGUUCUCGAGAGCAGCGAAUAAUAUGCAAAGCGCGUCGGAACCCCCCAGUGACAAAGAAAACACUCAGCGAACUCGAUCUGCCCUGUAUAAUGAGCAACAUCAAUCUCCGCAUGGACGCCAAUUUCGAUCGUGAUCUACAUUUCAAACCCGAUCUGGAAGGUGAAAAGGGGCAUCGCAAACGGAAAGAAUCAACCGAUUAUUGGGAUUCAAUGGCCACGGAAAUUGCGAUCUAUGCGUAUCAUGCUGCUAACCCCGGCGAUGCAGAGGAUCAAUCCGGUCAGAGUCCCCAGCGCACAUUUGAGCCUCGUCUACCAGCUAUGUUUGAGACCCUACAGGAAGUGAUUAAAACUCUGGUUCCUGAACGAGAUCACCCGAGCGUUAUGCAGAAUUUGGAGGUGCCCUUGCUCAUGCAGCAAAUCCGCAAGGGUGUUCUCGAUAUGGUCGCGCUAGCGACUUGGAUGGCGGCUUUACUCAAGACGCACUGUGCUCCGAUGCGCGAUGAAUGGGCAGAUCGAAUGCUCGAACAAAUCACAGAGGGAUCUCAAUCGCAGCAACCCAAGGAAAUCGUCAAUGGACUACGGACACUCUUCGGCGUACUAGAGGCAAUGAAAUUGGAUGUUGCCAAUCACCAAAUACGGACUUUUCGCGUUCUUCUCAUCGAGGAUACAGUACCCUUUCUGCAAGAAUAUUUCGAAGACAAAAUCAGCCGCGGGAGUUUCCAUGUAGAAUCCGCACGUGUAUGGUAUCUCGGCGCAAAAGAUCGCGCUCAACAAGAAGACGAGCAAAAGAGCCCUGUAACAAUUUCAUCUCCCCAACAAGAGGAUAUCAGACCCCUCGAGGUUUUCUUCCGCGGAAUAUCCGAUCAGCUUCUUCAAUUUACCCCUCCCGCUGAAUUCCCUGAAACCUUCCUCUUCGACUCAGAUCGACUCUGGCAACUUCGCUCCACGAUUCAAAGCCUCAUCAACCUCGAAAUCGCCUGGUAUAUCUUCGAAUCAUACGUAUAUACCCGAAACCGAUACCUCUCCGCCCGCGAAGAAACAUACUCUACCUUCCGCUCACGUAUCUGGUCCCUAAUGGAAGAUGGCCAAGACACGGAGAGCCGAGUCAUGAAUUCGAUGGACGAAGAGGACCCCGAUUUCCGCGGCAGUGCACGCUGGAUACAGAACAUGCGCAGUAUCGCGCUUGAAAUUGCACGCUUUGCCUGCGCAGCCUGUAGUCUUGAUUCCAUCGUUGCCGAUGAAGUCAUUUCACCUAUCGAAGCAGCUCUCGAAUGGCAUCUCUCCAAUGAGACCGAUCUCUUCCAUUACUUCCAAAAUGCCAUGCGCGAGAAGAUCCUAGAAGCUACCAUUUCUUCUGCCCGCAAAUAUCUUCCUCUAUCACCACUCGCCAUUUGUGAAUCUCAGCGUGUUGCACCCGCUUCUUCAAAUACCGGUCCCCUGGUAUCUACCGGACCUUCCACACAUCCUAACUCUCACUCGCAUCCUGCCUCCAAUAAUAACAUGCAGCCCGCGCCACCUCAACAACACGAUAUAGAGCGCAUUGGUAUGCGUCUCGCUCACCUGGGUGUUCUACACUGGCGCGUAUGGGCUCCGCUCUUGUAUCUGCGAGACGAACUCGCAGACCUCGACUUGGGCACUGGCGCCUUCGUAUAA
Messenger RNA from Penicillium angulare, 1941 nucleotides. Its product is annotated as TCP11 family protein. Lineage: Eukaryota; Fungi; Ascomycota; Eurotiomycetes; Eurotiales; Aspergillaceae. The transcript is spliced from 2 exons. Bases 1 to 1941 code for a protein of 646 amino acids. The record is from RefSeq and is a predicted model, not a curated record.